GUCUUACAUCCGUUUCCGCUUUUUGGUGAACAUCUAAAAAAUGAAAUCUCGUUUGUUACUUUGACUACUUUCUCUCUUUUAAAAGUUAGUACUUACUGUGAAAAGAAUCUAUAUGUUAAAAUAAAAAACUUUCCGUAUUUCGCAUAAACUGACAACUUGAUUUAGUUGCAAGUUUUUAGCUCCUAAUUUUAAUACUAUUCUUUAAUUCUGUGUUUACAUAUUAAAGAAUAAUCCCUUAAAAUUCAACUAAGAAAAAUGACAAGCGGAUUAAAUAUGUUAUUUUAAAACCGGUAAGUAAAACGAGAAGACUGGGUACUUUGAUUUCAGGACAAACCAUAUAUUUUUUAAAUGGCCUAAAUUGUUCUGUGAAAUCCACUAGUAUGAGCGAAGAGGAUAAGUUAAUCUUAUUGUAUAUUUUCAUAUAAAACCGAAAAUAUAAUAUGAAAGUGAAAUUAGCAUUUGAAACUUUUAACAUAAUCGUUUGAAAAAUUUCUCUAUGGAAAAAAAUGAUCAGCAAUGAAUUUAUAAAGAUUUUUAAAUUGUAUCAUUUUUGUCAUUUUAUUUUUUAAGAUAUUUCCCCUCUAAAGAGUCAUCUGACAAUCAAAAAACGUUAUAAAACUCCUGAAUAAUUGUACAAUUUAUUAAAAAUCAUUAAUAAUAGUUAUUUUUUAAAAUAGAUGACGCCCUCUCUAAAACCUAAAAAAGUCGAUUUUGAAGAAAAAUGGCAAGCUAUUCUUCAAACUGUCGAAAACGUUAUCAACUGCCGGAUGGUCGAAAGAGAUACGUGGAGUACUAUUGAAAAUUCUGAACAAGAACUUUUAUCGGUUUAUAGUGAUUAUUGGCUAAACUAUAGUCGAGCUGUCACUUAUAUAAAUGGUCUAUUUUCAUACUUGAACCAACAGUACGUUAAAAAAUACUGCCCAGUUCCAGCCUCCGAUUACUUAGAUGUUAAAAAAUGCGAAAUUCAAGACUUAGGCAUGAUGGUUUGGUACCAUGAAAUUUUAUCAAAAAUACACGAUCGUCUAUUCAACGUGAUAAUUGACGCUUAUCAAACCGUUAGAAAUGGGGGAAAUGUUAACGAUCAUGCUUUAAAAAACUGCGUACAAUCUAUUCAAGAUCUGAGUAAUUAUAUAAAUAAGAACUCGGAUACGGACGAUCGAACUUAUGCAAAUAAACUACAAGAUCGCUUGGAGGAUGAAACAGAUAGGUAUUUUAAAGUGGAAGCGUCACGACUUUUAUCAACUCUUAACUGUGCUGAAUACGCCAAGGUCGUGAAUAGUAGAGUGGCCGAAGAAAAGUUUAGAGCUACAAAAUUCUUAGACGCCCCUAUAGCUCAUGCAGUUAUUAGUCGUGUUGAAAAUUGUUUAGUUACAUCACAAAUAGACUGCCUUAAAGGUGAUUUCAAAGAAAUGGCUCACAGUGAAAAUGAUGAUCAUCUUAAGAUUCUCUACACAUUUUUGAUACCAAGCAGACAGGGAUUAACUCAAUUAUCUAAAGACAUUCAGGAUUAUAUCACGAUAAAAGCAUUAACUGUAAGAGACGAUGUCCCGGCGGAAUCGUGUGUUUCCUUUGUUCAUGACUUACUUAAGGUCUACAGACAAUAUGAAGAGAGAAUUCAAAGUGUUUUUGAUAAUAAUGAAAUAUUUAGAAAUGCUUUAAAUGGAGCUUUCGAAACCGUUUUGAAUUGGAAAAAUUCCACCGAUUCUAAGCAACUUAAAUCCAGCAAUAACAGGAGUGCCGAAUACUUAGCCAAAUAUUGCGAUGUUUUGUUAAAGAAGAGCACUUCAAAGAAAAUGAGCUUAAAUGAAAAUGAAAUUGAAGAAAAACUUAUGGACACUAUUAUACUUUUCCGUCAUAUUGAUGACAAAGAUAUUUUCCAACGUAUCUACGCCAAAAUGCUCUCCUGUAGACUUAUUUAUUCACUUAGCGUUUCUAAUGACCUAGAAGAAAGGAUGGUAUCUCUAUUAAAGGAAACCUGCGGAUACGAAUUUACGAGUAAAUUUUAUAAAAUGCUUCAAGAUCUUAAAGUUACAGAUCAAUUAAAGGACGAUUACAAUUCCUAUUUGGAAAGAGAACAAUGUAGUUCAAAAGUUGUUACUUUCUCUUUCAAUGUUCUUCAGGCAUGCGCCUGGCCCUUAAGCUUAUCAAAUUUACCAUCAUUCUCUUUACCAAGUUGUUUAGAGCACAGUAUACAAUCUUUUGAAAGUUUCUACAAGGUGAGGUUUAAUGGACGAAAAUUAACGUGGCUAUUUCCUUUCUGCACUGCUGAAGUUAAAUUAAAUUAUACCAUAAGACCAUAUCAAGUAACCAUGAGUGUGUUUCAAAUGGCAUCUUUACUUGCUUUUCAAGAAGUUAAUUGCGCAACCAUUAAAGAAAUACGCUCUCUAACCAAUCUACCUGAAUCGGAUACCGUUAAAAACCUACAAGCUCUCAUUCAGUCUGAAAUUCUCAUUAAAAUUGACGAAAAUUCAUACAAAUUGAACCUAGCAUUUACCAGUAAGAGAACCAAAUUUAAAGUCAUUUCAUCAGGAUUUUCAUCACUUAAAGAAGCUAAACAAGAAAUUGAAAAAAGCAAAAUUGCUGUUCAAGAAGAUAGAAAAAUGCUUAUUCAAGCUGCCAUUGUCAGAAUAAUGAAAAGUCGGCGAUUGUUGAAACAUACACUUCUCAUGGAUGAAGUAAUAGAUCAAUGCAAGGCAAGAUUUACACCACUAAUCUCUGUCAUAAAGAAAUGUAUAGAAACGUUAAUAGACAAGGGUUAUCUUAAGAGAGACGAAUUAUCUGUUGAUUCGUACACUUAUAUUGCUUAA
Messenger RNA from Dimorphilus gyrociliatus, 2807 nucleotides. The record is from the annotation of a GenBank genome assembly. Lineage: Eukaryota; Metazoa; Annelida; Polychaeta; Dinophilidae.